GUUCGUGGCUUCAUUUUCUGGGGGUGAGGUGCGAGUUGUAUUUUUGGGAUUAUUUUGAUAUUUAAUAACAGUCUAUAAUGCAAAACUAGUGUAAGAAACUGGAAAGUGCUCAAAUAUGUGUCGUUGUAGUGAUUUAUCUUAUUAUAGUUUGUGUAAAGUGUAGUGUCCAACAUGUUUCGGUGUAUACCUUUGUUCAAAUGUAAUCGCCAAGUGGAAUGUGUAGACAAGCGGCAUUGCUCGUUGCCAACGGUGCCUGAAGACAUAUUGCGAUACUCCAGGAGUUUGGAGGAACUGUUUUUGGAUGCUAACCAUAUACGAGACCUGCCGAAGAAUUUCUUCAGAUUACAUCGGUUACGAAGAUUAGGACUUAGUGAUAAUGAAAUUCACAAACUUCCACCGGAUAUUCAAAAUUUCGAAAACUUAGUUGAACUAGAUGUCUCUCGCAAUGACAUUCCGGAUAUCCCCGAGGACAUCAAGAAGCUGCGCGCGCUGCAGAUCGCGGACUUCAGCAGCAACCCCAUCCCCCGGUUGCCGGCUGGCUUUAGCCAGCUCCGGGCGCUCACGGUGCUCGGCCUCAACGACAUGUCGCUCACCAGCCUGCCUAGUGACUUUGGAAGCUUGAUGUCACUUCAGUCUCUGGAGCUGAGAGAAAACCUGCUGAAAUCGCUGCCAGAGUCUCUCAAGAAUCUUACCAAAUUGCAAAGGCUUGACUUGGGCGAUAACGAAAUCGAAGAAUUGCCUGGCUUUAUAGGAGAGUUGCCGGCACUCGAGGAAUUAUGGCUGGAUCACAACAAACUCCAGUACCUGCCCCCAGAAAUCGGGAACCUCAAGGCACUAGUGUGCCUGGACGUGAGCGAGAACAAACUAGAGAAGCUUCCAGAAGAAAUCGGGGGCCUCUGCUCCCUCACCGAUUUGCAUCUCUCUCAGAACAUGCUGGAAACCAUACCCGAUGGUAUUGGCGAUUUAUCCAAGUUAGCUAUACUGAAGUUGGACCAAAAUAGAUUACAUACGUUAAAUGAAAAUGUAGGAAGGUGUACAAAUCUACAAGAGCUUAUAUUAACGGAAAAUUUUUUAAUGGAGCUGCCUAAAUCUAUAGGGAAUCUCAAUGAACUGACCGUACUGAAUGUAGAUAGGAAUUCCUUGGGUGAAAUACCGCUGGAGAUUGGCAAUAUGACAUUGUUGGGUGUGUUAAGUUUAAGGGACAACAAGCUAACGAGACUGCCGAAUGAAUUGGGGAACUGCAAGUCGCUGCAUGUGUUGGAUGUUAGUGGAAAUAGGUUGCAGUACUUACCAUACACACUGGUGAAUCUGGAACUGAAGGCGGUGUGGCUAUCAGAGAACCAGGCUCAGCCACUUUUAACCUUCCAGACGGACAGAGACGAAACCACGGGCGAAAAUGUACUCACGUGCUUCCUUCUGCCUCAGCUCAGUUACACUCAACAGCCCGAGCUGGAACACACGUCAGAGGUCGGCAGUCAACACUGGUACAGGGACAGAUUUAGUUCACGAUCUCAAGACCUGUACACGCAAGACACAAGCUCCCGUGACGCUCUCGACGAUCCCGAUUGGGAACAAAAAGAAGAAUCCAGAACGCAUUCCGUCAAAUUCACAGAAGAAUACACAGAAACGAAAGAGACUCCGUUCGUGCGACAGAAUACGCCUCAUCCCCGCGAGUUGAAAGCGAAGGCGCAAAAGAUUCUGGGACGUUCGCCAGAGAUCGCUACCGUGCAGACUUCACACGAACCCAAGACUAAUGGUCUUCCUCUGUCGCCACCUGAGCCUACGCCGAUGGUCAUGGAUAACCAUGAGAUACACAACAUACAAAUAGCUGAAACAAGAGAAGACGACACCGAGUACCAACAGGCGAUGGAUCGGCAAUCUUCGGAAGACGAGAACGACGAAAACGACGACUCUGACGAAUUGGAGCACGGGCCGCGGCGCGUGGCGUGGCGCGCCACCGUGGAGGAGCGCGCGGCGCCGGUGGGCGGCCGCCUCCACCGCCGCGACACCCCCCACCACCUCAAGAACAAGCGCGUCAACCAGAUUGACGCAGGAAAGGCGCGCGAUUUGAUUGCGCAGGCGAUCAAAAAACGCGAGCAACAAGAAGAGCAGAAGACUGAUGACGAGGAAGCAGUCGAAGACAUUCCUGACGGUGAAUCAGUGUCGGAGCGGGCGGAGAGUGAAACUCGAGUGGUGAGCGACCAGCGAUGCAUAGAGGUGCGGAUCGCUCGUGCAGCUGGCGGCCUAGGGCUCAGCAUCGCAGGUGGCAGGGGCUCCACGCCUUACAUCGGCAACGAUGAAGGGAUCUUUAUAUCCAGGGUCACCCCUAAUGGGCCCGCGUACUUGGCCGGGCUUAGGGUCGGCGAUAAGGUGCUAUCGGUGAACGGGACAUCAGUAGUGGAAGUCGACCAUUACUAUGCUGUCGAAGUCCUGAAAGCUAGUGGUGCAGUAUUGACUCUGGUUGUAACUAGAGACUCUCCCAAUUCCACGAGAACACAUAGUCGGGCACCGAGCGGGGCAAGUCAUCAUUCCGUUUCAAGUACCACUGAUACCGUAUCCACCCUCGAAAAUGGACAAGUGCCAACCGGCCGCGGCGCAAUAUCGAAGCCCUUUAUAAUCGGCAACCAAUACGCCCAAGAAUUUGAGCCGGAGUACAAAGAGCAGAAAGUUAAUCAAACGCCAGUAGCGACACCUACAGUAAACUUCAGUCCAGUUCCGAUUGUCCCUGGCACAGAAACCUUCCAGCGAUUGCAAGCUUCGCCGCCACCACAAACUACACCUUAUGUUCCUCCCGUAUAUCAACAAAAGGUGCUAGUUCAUACAACGCUAAUUCGCGACGGCGCCGGCUUAGGCUUCAGCAUCGCCGGCGGGAAAGGCUCGCCUCCAUACCGAGAGGAUAGCGACGCUAUCUUCAUAUCUCGCAUCUCUCCACAAGGCGCUGCCAGCAAGGACGGCAAGAUGAUGGUCGGCGAUAAAGUUGUUUCGAUCAACGGCGUAGAUAUGGAGAAUGCGCCGCAUGAUGCGGCCGUGAAUUUACUGACGGGACACGAGAGGUUCGUGAGACUUGUGCUGCAGAGGACCAUCACUCCUGAACAAGGCGAGAUUCUUCCGCGGAAAUCGACAUCAGACGAAGUGAGAGAACACAAGACGAGCCUGCCGAAUGCGACCACACCCACACCAAAACCCACCAAUCACGUGGCCGCACCAGCACCUAUUGUGACCAAUCACACGUCGCCGCGUGUCACACACGUAUCGCCCGCACCAACACCGACACAAGCACCUCAAAUACAGCCACAGAUUAAAAAGGAACCACCAAAAACUGUGUUUAGUAGUGUUCCACCGCAACCGGCACCGCGGAGACUGAGUCAAACUAACGGACAGGCGCCCAAAUCAACGACUAACAGUACGAGCACGCCGCUAACCCCCGGGAAUAACCCGCACGGCUCCAAUGACGACGUUUUCGACGACAUACAGCCCUCGCGACCGAUCACGAACGAGGAGUUCCAAGCGAUGAUCCCGGCGCACUUCCUCGGCGGGCGUCGGCCGGCGUCGGAGCCUCCUGAGAGAGGCGUCCGGGUUACCGUCGAGAGGCCUCCCGCCGCGGCCGUGCUCCUCCCCCCUGCACCCUCCACCCUCGGCCGCGUCACUGAGACCAUCACCAAGUCCACCUUCACGGAAACAACGGUCACCAGGAUCACGGAUAAUCAACUCGUCGAGCCGCUCAUCAUUGAAGACGUGGUGUUAGUAAAGGAAGGUGGCUCAUUAGGCUUCAGUAUUAUAGGGGGUACGGACCAUUCGUGUGUGCCGUUCGGUGCUAAGGAACCCGGAAUAUUCAUAUCACAUAUCGUGCCAGGCGGUGUAGCAGCACGUUCAGGCAAACUCCGGAUGGGUGACCGCCUGAUCAAGGUCAACGGCAACGAGCUCACGGGCGCGACGCACCGCGACGCCGUGCAGCUGCUACUGCAGCCCGGCACCACCUUGACCCUCACCGUGCGACACGACCCCUUGCCUCAAGGAUUCCAGGAUCUCACGAUAGUGAAGCAAGAGGGUGAGAAGCUUGGUAUGCAUAUCAAAGGUGGUCUGAACGGGCAGCGAGGCAACCCUAACGAUCCCAAUGACGAGGGUGUCUUCAUAUCGAAGAUAAACAGCGGCGGCGCGGCCAGGAGAGACGGCAGGCUUAAGGUCGGCAUGCGUCUCCUAGAAGUGAAUGGUGUAUCGUUACUUGGCGCGACCCACAACGAAGCGGUGAACGCCCUCCGAUCGGCCACGAAUGCACCGCUACACCUCGUAGUCUGCCAUGGGUACACGCGUCCGGAGAAAUAUACCACGGGUAGCGAGAGCGGGACGGCGGACACGGGCGGCUCUCUGUCGCACUCAACAUCAAGUCUGGACCGGGAUGAGCCGUUGCACCAUCAUCAACAGGAGCAGCAAUUCCAUCAAGACCUAGUUGAGUUUGAACACGAGAAAACAGUCGCAGAAAUGAGGGAAAAGUCUACACCUGAAAAGGUAUUAGACAUAGUCCAUGCCGUAGAAAGCAUGGCCCUUGAGCCGGUCCCGCCGACCUCGCCCGAGCCACAACACAAGACCACCACAGUGGUCAUGUCCAAACACACACUUCAACCUCAGUCGUCUAGUUCGCAAGCGGCGCUCCCCUCGCCGCUCGCGGUGUUCACCCAGCAGAAGGUGAAGACGCCGCCGCCCCACACCCCGCCCCCCGCGCCGGCGCACGGCACGCCCGUCGACCCGCCCGCCGCGCCGCCGACGCCGAAGCUGCCGCCGCAGCGCCCGCUCCAGCCGCCGCCGCCUCCCCCUGUCAAACAAAAACCACAAGUGCCCCGUAAACCUCAGACGAAGCGAGUUAGUUUCACCCGAGAACCGGAAUAUGAGCCCGAACUGUACGAAACGUUGUCGACGAACGAAACGAAACUGACCCCCCGACCCCCACCGCAUGAAGUGCAUGAAGCGGGACCUAGAGAUAUUGACACUAACGAUGCAUGCGCGGGAGUUAGCUCAUUACUAAUACGAAAAAGACCGCCGCGAGCGGAAGUGGAGGUCUCUCGCCCGGUCUCUAAGGCGAACCCCGUCCUCCCCGAAGACUACAUAAUUCCCCCUCCGCCCUCCUUCGAUUCGAACGUAAGUGACGUUCCAUUAGAAAGUGAGUUGUGUGUGCCGCCUAUUACUGUAGUCCCGGAGCGAAUUGUUCUUCCCGAGCCAGAUGUGGCGGAAACAUCCAUGCAGUUUUCGAAUACGACAAAUUCUCCCGAAUCCGAAAUCCCACCUCCAAUCAACUUUAACGCCUACCCGGCGGCCGCUCCUCAUCCUGCCAUCAUCAACGAUCCAUCUCGUUCCGCCAUAAUUUCAGAAGUGCCUAUAUAUCACGCUCUACGAACUGACGAUUUUCCCUCCAUAGAAAGUGAAGAUUACAGUGAAUUAUUAUCAGUAAGUCCAGUCGGUGAACCUGUUCCCGAACUACUUCAAGUACAUUAUACGACUUUGCCUGAAGUUUCACAUAUACCUAAUUCUCCAUGCAGUAUGCACCCCGACCAAACAUUCCAAAGUGACAUUUCUAAAAAUUCUCCGAUACACCAAUCAUUACGAGAUCUGAGAGUUAAAAAUUUAUUUCCCGGUAUGGUGCAUUCGACAACAUAUCCUCCAGUAAAUCCUUAUCCGUCUUUGACGACGGUCGCGGGAACAUUUAAUCCAUAUACCAACACAAUUCCCAUUACGAAUCAAAGUUCCCAAUAUAACAAACCCCAAGUGUCUCCGUCGCUGCCCCCCAGCACUUUAGAGAAGGAUAUAAACGCAAAUGUCACUCAGACGAUUGCUGAUACGCCUAAAAAUGUUCAAUCAGAGAGAAGAGUGCAUUUCGGCGAUGUGACCACUGCGCCUGAGUCAGAUAUAUUGUCGAACAGUUCGGAGGAAGAGAGUUCCUCGCCCGUGUCCACCCCGCAACCCGCAUGGAGCAGCAAACUCAAAGCCUUCGCCCUCGGCGAGGCUUCCCCGCCUCAUUCUGGUAAUUUUGUGAAGGCAUCUGUCAGCGACAAGAAAAAGUUCUUCGAAAAUGCAAUGGAAGAAAGCCAUAAACCGUCGCCCAAGCCAGAGCGAGUAUUCACAUUUUUAUCCGCGGAUGAGGUGGAGAAAUUGAAGCAGGAAGAGGAGAAGAAGAUGGCGUCUCUUUCGCGUGCGGAGCUCGGCUCGUGGUCUCCGGGGGAGGACCGCCAGAGCGACAGCUCCCACUCCGAUGAGGAGCCCUAUGAGAACGGCCACAGUGUAUCCCUGGGUGGCGUGAGUCCGUCAGCGAAGUCUCAGCGUCGGCGCGCGCGCGCCGGCGCGGAGGGGGAGAGCGCGGACGCGCGUGCGGCGCGGCGUGCGGCGUGGCGCGCGGCGCGGCUGCGAUCGCUGGAGCAGGAAGCCAUCGAAACGUCUAAAGUUAUAAAAAACAUGGUCGGCCCGGCCAACGAUAUUAUAGGAGAAGCACCACCAAGAGACAAGUCUCCGUCCGAGAAAUGGCCUCUUCCACGAAUCGCGUUACGUACAAAACCGGGGCCUAUACUAGCAGUGAAGGAGAAGGAAAAACUGGUAGACGAGAGAAUAACCCUAAGAACCGAAGAAUACGUGUGUCCCUCCACCGGCGAGACGAAAGUGAGGACAGUCGAAUGCAUUGAAAAGGUGUUUGAGAAAGAGGUGGAGACAACUCAAGAGAAGAUAAUAUCGCUAGAACUGACUACGAGUCCGAGUAGUGAAACCGCGCCCACAGAGCUCGCAGAGGGGGGGAUAAACUUGGGCGAGAUGGGCGAGGUGGGGGAGGUGGAGGGUGAAGGACAGGCGUCCCUGCAGCCUGACAUCGUGCAGGUCGUCAACCCGCUGCUGGACGGCAGCGCGGGCCUCGUCACCGCCAUCCCCGUGGGGCCCGCGCACAGGCUCACCGCCUACACCGACCGGCACUAGCUCCCCACUCUCGAUUCGAUCUAACUCGAUUGUAGAUUUCUUCAACGAAACGAACGGCGACAUGCACUGAACGACCAUCAUAACUUUGUAUUAUAAACUGUGAUAAUAAGUUUAGAUAUCCACCACCGAUUUCUUGUGUUACGUAAUGGCUAUUUUGAAGAAAUCCACCAACGAGUUGUCGGCGUGGCGUUUCCUGAUCACAAUUUUAUUUUUUUACUAUGUUAUUUUUUUGCGACGGAGAUUUUAGAUUUACUGUAGGUGAUUCCUGUCUAUUUUGAUAUAGAGAAUUAUUCUUUGAAUACUUUAUGUAUUUAAUUUUAAAGAUUUUCAUUCCGUGCAAGUUUUUAAUGUUUGACUGUGUGCAUCAUGCAUUACCUGCUAAGUGGAAAGUGUCAGAUUGCGAAUCAUAGGUUACGGACCGCGUAUUUAAAUUAUAUAAAAGGUUUAAUGUCAGUUGUAUCAAAGCAUUAGAUGAUAUAAUAAUAUUUGACAAACCCAAUAUUAAGAACUGAAUCAAGUUGGAAAUUUUAUUCGCAAAUAUUACAUAGUUUGAAAUGUUUUGUGCAUUGUUAUAAUUAAUUUUUACAGUAUUUGUGUUUACUGGUGAGCUAGUAUUUUUUAUAAUUUAAUGUUUUAGAACGUUCAUGUAUGUGGUGCCUUAUUUCUUUGAUUUGUGCAAUUAUGCAUGUUUUAUAUUAUAUGUUCAGCGUUUAGAUACAAUUUAAUGCAUUCUCUAAUUAUCUAUCAUUGUUUUAAGUUAUUUGUCAUAUAAUACGGUGAUGAAUUGUGCAUUUGCAUCAUAACUUCUAUGAGUUGACUGUAUAUCCUGUCUGUUGUCAUAAUUAAUCUCGAUAAAUGUAUAUUUCCACAGGUGAAAAUAGUAUUUGAUAAAUAUUUAAAUGAGAGUAUAUCGAAAUUAAGUGUUGUAUGGGGGAAUGUUUUAUAUGAGUGUCCUUUGUACCUUUUUAAGGCUCUUUAGCGAUAUGUGAAUUGUAAACUAAUGAAAAUAUUGUAUGUUUGUCUCAAUUAAAUGGUUUAAUAUAUAUUUUAAUAAAAAUA
Messenger RNA from Plodia interpunctella (Indianmeal moth), 8007 nucleotides. It is a transcript of the gene scrib, whose product is annotated as scribble. The transcript has 36 exons. NCBI's taxonomy places the organism in Eukaryota, Metazoa, Arthropoda, Insecta, Lepidoptera, Pyralidae. Gene Ontology annotation, cellular component: postsynaptic density; postsynaptic membrane; basolateral plasma membrane. The record is from RefSeq and is a predicted model, not a curated record. Gene Ontology annotation, biological process: receptor clustering; embryo development; neurotransmitter receptor transport postsynaptic membrane to endosome. Gene Ontology annotation, molecular function: protein binding. The coding region runs from base 172 to 6948 and encodes 2258 amino acids.